Molecule: messenger RNA, 2592 nt
Organism: Ostrea edulis (European flat oyster)
Lineage: Eukaryota; Metazoa; Mollusca; Bivalvia; Ostreida; Ostreidae
Exons: 9
Coding region: 265-1089 (274 amino acids)
Source: RefSeq, a predicted model, not a curated record
UAUUAAGGUCCAGGUCACACUCUAGUAAACAGUGUAAUGAUAAUAUGAGUGUAGAAUUCCUUUGAAUGAUUUUUGUGUCGCAAAUGACCAUACGAAAAUAAACAUGCAGUGUUGACUGAUUUUAAAGGUACAUGUACCGUUAAAAGCCACAUAACCUAGUGGCGGAUUUAUUUUCAAAUUUAAGGUGAGGGAAGUUGAGACUCCGGAUCUUUGGGACAAGGGUCACAUAUUAGAAGCUGGAAACCAUUUAUUUCACCACCAACCAUGUACAUCGGGAAAGGACCUCUGAACAUAUGCCUCAUCUUAAGUGUUACACUACUAAUGCCAGGCAUCGUAUCUUGCGAAGAUUGUGAUUUAACCAGUGUCUCCACUUGCAUCUCCAACGUAAACAUGGCAGUGUUACGUGAAAAUAUAACAGCUUUUUGCAAUGAUGAGUUGGGAGAGCUGAGCCGAUGCCUACAGCCGUAUGACACAGCGUGUCAGAAUGAUUCCACGUACCAACAGUAUGUCCAGUAUUUCCAACCAUCCACGUUUGGAUGUCAAGGUAUCAGUGGACUGCAAUGUGACAUGCGAGCAGUAUUUCGAUGCUUUACUGAUAUGGACAUGUCUUUGUUAACUUCAAAUCUAACAUUUUUCUGCAAUGUUGAAUUGAAGAAGGCACUCGAUUGCGUGGGAAUUUAUGAAGAUGUUUGUAUGAAAAGUUUAUAUUCCGGUUCAUACAAUUCCACUGUUUCGUCGCUCGAACCGGAAUUAUAUGGUUGUUCUGGUACCAGCGGACCACAGUGCGAGUUUUCAAAAGCAGCACAGUGUAUGCAUGAUUUUACUGCUCAGCGCAUGGAGAUUUUAGAUAUUAAUACCGCUUCCAGGAACUUUACAGCUGAAUGCCAACUCCUGAAAACAGCAGAAAAACAAUGCAUUGCUCCUUAUGAAAACGCAUGUACAAAUAAUACAUCAUUUUCAUCGUUUAAAGAAAUCGGAAAGUUAAAGGAUGUUCUAUGCAAAGAUCUGAGUAGCUCAUCACCACGCUUAGACCCCGCUGUUACCGUCAUUGUGUGGAGCAUUAUGAACAUUUGUUUCAUUAUGAAUUGAAUCGCAAUUUAGUUUAGUUGAUAUAUCAUUCCUUUUUGCAAUACAUGUAUAUUGAUGCAUUUAUGAAAAUUGUACAUGGAAACAUUGUGUAUAUAUAAAAUGUAACUUGUUUUGAUAAGAAGUUUUAUUAUGUACCCUUCAAUAUAUCGUUCUUUGAUACUGUGGAUUUCACAGCAUGUGAUCCGGUUCGCGUCUCGUCUCGUGUGAUCUGAUAAUCCGCGCCUGUCAACUCGACGUGAUCCGACUCUUCGGAUCAAGUUACUGUAGUACAGUGUAAUAAUAAAAAUAAUAAUAAUAUAUAUAUAUAUAUAUAUAUAUAUAUAUAUAUACAUAUCAAUGUUUUGUUUUAUAUUCCGCAAUUUUGAAAUAGAAAACCGUAUACGAGCAAAAAACUCCAAUGUUUUGGUUUUUGAUACUGUGGAUUUCACAGAGUGUGAUCCGGUUUUCUGAUUCCGUAUCAGUAUCCUCUGAAACGGAUGACGUCACAAUGCAUCAUGUUUUGUGGAAAAUAUCGACCGCGUCACAAACAAAACUGCGUACACAAAAUAUGAUUUCACUGUAUGUCUGUAUUUUUGAUAAUUUUGAUUACAUUUAGUAUCUUAUAAAUGUGGAUUUAAAAUGCAUAAGAGGGUAUAUGGACAUUUAUUAUAUACACAUCAAUGUUUCGUUUUUUGAUACUGUGGAUUCCACAGUGAUCCGAUGUUCCGUAUCACCACACUGUGGUUUUCUGAUUCCGUAUCAUUAUCCUCUGAAACUGAUGACGUCAUAAUGCAUCAACGCAACGUUUUUGUGGAAAAUAUCGACCGUGUCACAAACAAAACUGCGCACACAAAAUAUAAUUUCACUGUAUGUCUGUGCUUUUGAUAAUUUGGAUUACAUUUAUUAUUUUAUAUCGUAUUAUUAUCUUUUGUGAAUUUAAAAUGCAUAAGGGGGUAUAUAAUUUUAUCAUUACUACAGUAGGUUGAUCCGAAGAGUUGGAUCACGUCUCGUUGGCAUUUUAUAUUUACCAAAAGUUCGAAAUGAAUAUUAUAAACGGUCUUUUAAGGUAUCCUCCACAAUUUUAUGGAAUCAGUUGCCCGAGUCUCUCAGAAGCUGUGGUUCUAUUACAUCUUUUAAAUCAGCAUAUUUGCAGCAUUAUUACUCAAAUAAGUGAUAUAUAUGAUAUUUAUAUGUUUAUUUUUUCCCCAGUGAUAUCGUGUAUAUAUUUUAUAUUAUGUUAUCUAUUUUUCUAUUCUCUCAUUUAUCUGUCUGGGUAUGUUUUAUACAGGACCACAAUGUAAACUAGUCAUUUGUACUAACAGUGUUAUCCUGUCUAAAUAAAGAAUUUAUUAUCAUUAUUAUUAUUCGCAUCUGUGUGAUCUGGUCCGACUCUUCAGAUUAAAUCAAUGUAGUAAUACAUGUAAUAUGUGUUGAAAAAUGUUGUGCCCAUACAAAUUUUGAAAGGGUUUGGCAGGGACUAUAUUUUCUGGCGGAAGGAUUGGUUAAUAAAAUUUUCUAAAUCUG